ACCAAGGGCGCUUCCGGCGUGGGCCUGCUCGGUGCCUCCGCGAUGCGUCUCUCGGCGUCGGCGUGGAUCGCUCAUGGCCGCGUCCACCGGCGCCUCGGCCUCGGGCCCCGCUCGCGCCUCGACCUGCUGCGGAACCUCGUCACGGCCCUGGUGCGCCACGAGCGGAUCGAGGCCCCUCGCGGGCGCGCCGACGAAAUGCGCUUCUACGCCGAACACCUGAUCAACUAUGCCAAGCGUGGCGACACAGACCCCCAAGCAAUGCGCAUGGCCGACUUCUGGCUGACGGAGAAGGACCUCCUGCACAAGCUCUUCAAGGUGCUGGCUCCUCGCUUCCAGGCACAUUCCAGCAACUACACACGCCUGCUGCGGAUCCCCAACCGGGAGAACCUGGACCGUGCUGAGAUGGCCGUCAUUGAGUACAAGGGGAACCCAUUCCCACCCCUCCUGCGCCCAAAGCGCGACAGCGAGAAGACGCUGGUGAAUCAGCUGCUGAAGGGCUUCCGGGAGGAUGCACUGAGGGCAGGGGAAGCUCCACUCCAGGGAAGCCCAUCUGAGGGCACGGCAGUGUAGAAAGAAGCACAGACACCACUUCCUCCCCUUCUCCUGUCAGUUGGAAGCCUGCCUGCGACCUCACCUUGAUAUUGGGGAGAGGAGCUGUAUUUCUUUGGGUUUUUUGAGACCACCUCCCUGCUUUCAUCUGCUUUGCUAUGCAGGGUACUAGUUCUCUCUUGGGACUGGAAACUUGAAAAAAUAGCUGCUCUCUUACCUUCAUGCACACAGAAAUAAACGACAGCAGCCAUGGGGCAAAUGCCUUGGUUUCUCUGAACUCUCUUUGUGCUGCUUGCAGACAAGCGAUGGUGCUUGGUGACACAUCUGGCAUGCAGUGGCACCAGCGGAGCCAGAAGCA
Zootoca vivipara (common lizard) is the source of this 907-nucleotide messenger RNA. RefSeq names its product mitochondrial ribosomal protein L17 (gene MRPL17). The record is from RefSeq and is a predicted model, not a curated record. Gene Ontology annotation, molecular function: structural constituent of ribosome. NCBI's taxonomy places the organism in Eukaryota, Metazoa, Chordata, Lepidosauria, Squamata, Lacertidae. Gene Ontology annotation, biological process: translation. Gene Ontology annotation, cellular component: ribosome; mitochondrial large ribosomal subunit.